Nematolebias whitei (Rio pearlfish) is the source of this 1318-nucleotide messenger RNA. RefSeq names its product G protein-coupled receptor 101 (gene gpr101). Gene Ontology annotation, biological process: G protein-coupled receptor signaling pathway. Gene Ontology annotation, molecular function: G protein-coupled receptor activity. Lineage: Eukaryota; Metazoa; Chordata; Actinopteri; Cyprinodontiformes; Rivulidae. The coding region runs from base 1 to 1314 and encodes 437 amino acids. The record is from RefSeq and is a predicted model, not a curated record. The transcript has a single exon. Gene Ontology annotation, cellular component: membrane.
AUGUCAAGUUCGCAGGCGCCUGCUAUGGACACUAAUUUCACCAGUGUUCGUCCGGAGCGCAGUCCGGACCCAGACUGGUCCGUAGCUGACAGCACGGUGAAGGUGGUGCUCAUAUCUGUGAUUGUGUGCUUGUCCCUGUUUGGGAAUGUGGUCGUUCUGCUGGUGUUCCAGAGGAAGCCUCAGCUCCUUCAUGUUGCCAACCGAUUUGUCCUCAACCUCCUCUUGGCUGACCUUCUCCAGACCAUAUUAGUCAUGCCCUUUGCCAUAGCAGCUGCUGUGCCUGGUGUGUGGCCCCUGGAUGCUUGGCUGUGCCAGGCUCUGGUGGUGCCCAUGCACCUUUUUGCAUUCGCUGGCGUCAACACCAUCAUAGUCGUCUCGGUGGAUCGCUACCUGGCCAUUAUCCACCCUCUGUCUUAUCCAACCAGAAUGACCCCUCACUUAGGCACGAACCUUAUAGUCUUCACCUGGGUGCUAAGUUUCCUGCAGAGCACACCCCCUCUUUAUGGCUGGGGGGUGAUUGACUUUGACCGCCAUCAGAAGGUCUGCACAGUAGUGUGGUCCUCCAGUUGGUCCUACUCUGCUGUGGUGUCCACCUUUUCUUUCUGGCUGCCUGUGCUCAUCAUGCUCGGAUGUUACUGGAUGGUGUUCAGAGCAGCUCGGAGGCAGAACGCUCUUGUGCAUCCUAUACAGACACAAUCCUACUCCCAGCCCCACCCGCAGGACUUCCAAGGGCCCAUCAGUCCACAGGAGUCCUUACAGGUCAGUUUGCCUGAGGGUCCCUAUGCAUCCAGGCGACACCCUGUUCGAGUCAAACACAGACGUUUCCACUACCACUGCAAGGCCGCCCGUGUUGUUUUUGUCAUCAUGGCGUCAUACAUCUUCAGCAUGGGUCCUUACAGCAUUCUGAACACUGUAUCUAUUAGUCACAGGGCAGCUGUGCCCCCUUGGUUGUCCUCCCUUGCCCUUGUCCUCUUCUUUUUACAGUGCUGCCUACAUCCAUACAUUUACGGAUACAUGCAUCGCAGCGUGAGGAAAGAGUUUGUGGCUUUGCUCUACGGGCUGCUCUGUAAGCAGGGGCGUCCCCGCCAGAGCUCGGCCGUGGAGAGCUGCUUCACAACGACGGAGGGGCGGGCCGGUGCUCACCCUCACCUGCCCAGUCUGACGGCCCGAGUCUUCCCUCUGCAGACCUGGGAGGAGUGCACAACAUCCUCCUCUCCAACAUGUGAGAGGAAGUCAAGAGACAGCCGUAAAGAGACCACCUCCACCAGCGUCUGCUCGGAAAAAGAGCUUCUUCACAGCAAACAAAGCUCAUGAGCAG